Mesitornis unicolor (brown roatelo) is the source of this 1218-nucleotide messenger RNA. Its product is annotated as lamin-B1-like. NCBI's taxonomy places the organism in Eukaryota, Metazoa, Chordata, Aves, Mesitornithiformes, Mesitornithidae. The record is from RefSeq and is a predicted model, not a curated record. The transcript has 8 exons. The annotation marks the transcript as partial.
AUGAGCGACUGCUCAGAAGAGCAGUGUUGUGUUAAUACCAGCAAAGUUGUAACAGCUGUUCCAGGGUUUCCCGUGGUGCACGUGUGCUACACAAAAAAGGAAUCUGAUCUUAAUGGAGUCCAAGUCAAACUUCGAGAGACUGAAGGAGCCCUCAAUUCUAAAGAAGCUGCACUGGCUGCUGCUCUUGGUGAUAACAGAAGUCUGGAGGGAGAAAUUGGGGAUUUAAAAGAACGAAUUGAACAGCUUGAAGCUUCUUUAGCUGCUGCCAGGGAGCAGCUUGCAAGUGAAACUUUACAGAAGGUGGAUCUUGAAAACCGUUGUCAAAGUCUCACCGAGGACUUCGAAUUCCGUAAAAAUAUGUAUGAGAAAGAAAUAAAAGAAACAAAACAGAAAUAUGACACUCGCAUAGCGGAGGUUGGUUUAAGGCAUCAAAUUGCAUUUGAAGAUAAAUUGACCCAAGCACUUCGUGAAAUAAGAGAGCAGCAUGAUAUAAAAGUGAAGCAGUACAAAGAUGAGCUGGAACAGACUUACCAAUUGAAACUAGAGAAUGCUAAACUGGUUGCUGAGAUGAGCAGUUCUGCAGGCAACUCAGUACGAGAAGAACUGAAGGAAAGCAGCAUACGAAUUGGUGAUCUGUCUUCCCAUCUUGCCAGGCUUCAGAAGGAGUCUAGAGCAUGGCAAGAGAGAGUUCAAGAGCUUGAGGACAGCUUGGCCAAGGAACGGGAAAACUGUUGCAAAGUAGUGUCUGAGAAAGAGAAGGAAAUGGCAGAGUUAAGAGCUCAGAUGCAGGAGCAACUGAGUGACUACGAACAACUUCUGGAUCUUAAAUUGGCACUUGAUAUGGAAAUCAAUGCGUACCGGAAAAUGCUGGAGGGUGAAGAGGAGAGAUUGAACCUCUCUCCAAGCCCAUAUUCCCGAGUGACUGUUUCACGGGCAUCAUCGAGCCGUAAUGUGCGUACUACCAGGGGGAAGAGGAAGAGGAUUGCUGUGGAGGAAUCUGAAGCCAGCAGCAGUGUUAGCAUUUGCCACUCAGCUUCUUCCACUGGAAAUGUCUCUAUUGAGGAGAUAGAUGUUGAUGGAAAAUUCAUCCGUGUGAAGAACACCUCUGAACAGGAUCAACCUAUGGGAGGUUGGGAGCUAGUCCGAGAAACGGGAGACACUUUUGCUCGUUACAGAUAUACCUCAGGAUUUGUACUAAAGGCUGGCCAAACUGUUACG